Messenger RNA from Maylandia zebra (zebra mbuna), 2017 nucleotides. RefSeq names its product adhesion G protein-coupled receptor D2. Gene Ontology annotation, cellular component: plasma membrane. The record is from RefSeq and is a predicted model, not a curated record. Gene Ontology annotation, molecular function: G protein-coupled receptor activity. Gene Ontology annotation, biological process: adenylate cyclase-activating G protein-coupled receptor signaling pathway; cell surface receptor signaling pathway. Lineage: Eukaryota; Metazoa; Chordata; Actinopteri; Cichliformes; Cichlidae.
AUGGAUGUGGUCAAACGCAUUGACCACAUGGUGACCAGCCUGAGCCCUCGCUUAAUGGCAGAGACCAAUCACCUAACCAUCCGCAGCCCCAACAUCAAAUUGGUGGUGCAGCAGCAGAAGCUGCAGGAAGUAUUCAGAGGAUCGAGUUUCUGUGGACCUGAAACAGAGACGCCAACCAUCCUAGACUGUAUUUCAGUCCCACAUCAGAAGAUGCAGGAUCUCCAUAACAAUGGUUUCCAUAAGCUCACGCUGGUCAACAUGUGGUACGGCUCUCUGCGGCCUUUUUUCAAUCCUGAGGAGAACAUCACCAUGGAGCCCACCGUCACUGAUGGCAGCCAAAGGUAUUUAGGCACCAUCUUGGGUUCUUCAGUCAUUUCUACCACAGUACUGGGAGAUGACCAACCAGUUAGCAUGGCAGUUCGCUUCCAGCUCCAACAUAGAGUACAGAAUCCAGAUGGUACUGUGUAUGAUCCCGUGUGUGCCUUCUGGGAUUUUAAUCUAACCCCAGACGCUGGUGGGUGGUGGAAUACCAAGGGCUGUGAAAUAGUGUCCAAGCAGUAUGGAUAUACUGUGUGCUACUGCAACCACACCACCAACUUUGCAUUACUGCUGCAGGUGUAUGAAGCCCAGAGGAGCCCAGAGAAUGAAAAAGCUCUGCAGGUGCUGACGUUCAUUGGCUGUGGAGUGUCUCUGUGUGGCCUCCUCUUCACCUUCAUCCUCUUCAUCUCCGUGGGUGUCCCUAAAUCAGACCGCACAACUGUCCAUAAGAACCUUAUAGUUGCUCUGGGAGUGGCUGAGCUGCUGUUGAUGUGCAGCAGUUGGGCUUCUGAAAACGAGACAGCAUGCUUCCUGGUGACUGCACUACUUCAUCUCUUAUUCAUGGCUUCUUUUUCCUGGAUGCUGGUGGAGGGCUUGCUACUGUGGAGUAAAGUCGUGUCUGUCAAUAUCAGCGAGGACCGCAGGAUGAAAGUCUACUAUGCCAUUGGCUGGGGUGUGCCUGUUCUGGUUGUUGGGGUAACCCUGGUGAUAUCCAUGGACAAAUACAAAGCAGACGAUCAUUGCUGGCUCAAUGUGAAGACCGAUACAAUCUGGGCCUUUGUGGGACCUGUGAUAUUUGUCUUGACAGUCAAUGCGGUUGUGCUGUGUCGGGUUGUCAUGGUGACUGUUUCCAGCGCUCGUCGCCGUGCUAAGAUGCUCAGUCCAAGCUCAGCAUCAAAGAUGCAAACCUAUGACCUUACCUGGGCUGUGACCCGUCCAGUUCUGAUCCUGCUGCCUGUCCUGGGUCUGACCUGGCUGUGUGGCGUGCUUGUCCAUCUGUCUGUGGUAGUUGCCUAUAUUUUCAUUGCUCUCAACUCCUUCCAGGGUCUGUACAUCUUCUUAGUCUAUGCUGUUUACAACAGUGAGGUGAGGAAUGCCAUAAAGAGGAUCAAAGAAAAGAGAAAGGCCUUAUCUUUCACGAACUGCUCCCAGCCAACCAGCUUCCUACCUUCUCAGAGGACCCCGAUCACUUCCUGGGGCCACAGCCUACCGACGACCUCCAGCCCUGAGACCAGUGAGACGUCUGUACCUGCCGGCACUACUUCCACAUCCAUGGUCAUCAAGAACGAGAGUUUCAGAAAGGAGAGCUUUGUGAGUUUCUUUUUGAACCCAGGAUCCGGAAACCAAGUGGUACAGCUGACGGGGUUCAAGCCAUCAGGUUGUUGAACUACAAAUGGAGUGGAACCUACACUCAGUAUCUACACACGCAUCUUCAUCAUCGUCAUGACGCUGAAAAAUGGAUGAAGAUGAAGCCCCGAUGCCGUCACUGUCCUCUUCUCAGAUCUCAUCAGAAUCCGUCUGAUAGUUUACUCAUUUGAUGUCUGGCAAAUGUUGGACUGAAGAGGCUUUUAAAUCCCAGGACACGCAGUCCACACACAAAAAUGUGCUCUGUUCACUGUUGUUGCUCCAGAACAAUGUGCCCAUGUUUUUCAGUUCAAAGUGCAAAAUCAGAAGCAGGUUUUACGACCUCACACUUAAC